AUGGUGAUGAACAACCACUUUCCAGAAGACUUGUUGUUACAGAUUCUGCUAUGGCUGCCUGUUAUAUCCCUAUCGCGAUUCAAGUGCGUUUGCAAAUCCUGGUACGCCUUCAUUUCAGAUCAAACCUUCAUCUAUAAACACCUCCUCCACACUCAGUCCCCGUCCAACCGGAACAAGAAUACCCUUCUUCUAGUUAAGCGGCGUGAUAAAAUCACCACGAAACUUGUCGUCUCCACACUUUCUUAUGAAACUCUCCAAGUAUCCCUCGCACAGGUACCCUUACCAUCAUCAUAUUCUGGAAUUAUCGACAAGAGAGCACGGAUGUAUAUCGUGGGCUCUUGUAAUGGUCUCGUUUGUCUUCACGAUAGCGGUAGUUGGAAUAAUACUCUUUUAUGGAACCCUGCAACUAAAGAGACAAAGGUUGUCCCCAUAUCAAACAUGCCCCUCCUUUCUGCCGACUAUGAUGUUGUCUCCCUUAACGGCAUCGGAUUUGGUUUUGAUGCCAAAACUCACGAUUACAAGAUAAUCAGCCAUUUCCAUCUCUACGAACCCGACCCUUACUUAGAACAAUACUCCCCGAUAAUCACGUACCGUAGUGAGGUAUAUAGCUUAAGAGCCGAUUCUUGGAGAGAAAUUGACAGCGUCCCUUGUCAUAUUUGGGAUUCUACUAGAGGCAUGAGGACAAACCAGAAUGGGAUGGGUACUUGGUGGGCAUCAGGUGAUAAUGGUAUAAAUUGGGAAGGUAUUUUGUCAUUUGACAUAACCAAGGAGGUAUUCCUAGAAACUCCGCUGCCAGAUGUUAGCGAUAUAGUGUAUCCCUUUGAUAAAUAUCUAGAAUAUUUCUUGUUGAAUGAAUUGGUUGCUCUCGCUAUUUCUUGGAAAGUUAUAGGCGAAGAGGGGUCGCGAAUGUGGUGGGAUAUAUGGUUGUUGCAUGAAUAUGGGGUUACGGAAUCUUGGACAAAGCUGUUCAGGGUUGGCCCUCUUACUGGAGUUUUUCGACCAUUAGAAUAUUGGAUGAAUGACAUCAUAUUCUGGGAAAAAGAUGAUGGACAACUGGCCUUGUAUGACCCCUCAACCAAAGAGAUGACGAAUCUUCAAAUUGAAGGAGAAAGUCUCUCGUUCCAGGUUAUUACUUACAUGGAAAGCCUAGUUUCCAUAAGCGGAGCAAAUGAUAUAGUAUGA
This is a messenger RNA of Carya illinoinensis, 1182 nucleotides long. Its product is annotated as F-box/kelch-repeat protein At3g06240-like. Gene Ontology annotation, molecular function: protein binding. The transcript has a single exon. The coding region runs from base 1 to 1182 and encodes 393 amino acids. Lineage: Eukaryota; Viridiplantae; Streptophyta; Magnoliopsida; Fagales; Juglandaceae. The record is from RefSeq and is a predicted model, not a curated record.